GCGACCCAAAAGCAAAGAAAGCCAAGCCACCACCCCAGCCCUUUUCUCUCUCUAAAACCUUUUUUUCUCUCUCUAAAUCUCUCUUUCGCCUACAAAUAUGAGAAAGGCCUUCUCCUAUUGUCUCACAGCUUCUUCCUGUAUCCCAAGUUUGUUUUGAUUUGACAAAAUACCAAUACAAAGGCUUAGCCUUCAAAAAGAACAGAAAUUGACUCUUCCCUUUAUUAAAUAGCAUCAUUCUAAACAUCAAGAGCUUGUAUUUUUCAGACAAUUUUCUGCUUAUACAUACAGGGUUAAUCUUGUAUUGGAGCAUAGUUUCUCCAUGGGAGAGGCCCCAGCUUUCGUUGCUGAUGAUCUGCAGAAUGGAUAUCAGAGUAAUGGAUUUGGUUCAAAAUCUAAGGACUGUGAAACAACCAUUAGUAUCCGAGAUAAAACAUAUGUGAUUGGUGGUAAUGAUGAUGAAUCCCCAUUAUCUGUUGGAGUUCGAAUUUUUGAUAAAGCUACUGGGAAUUGGGAAAUUCCAACAGUGCUGGGAACAAAACCAAAGCCAUGUAAAAGUUACACGGCUGUAUCAUUGAAUGAUGAUCGAAUUUUGAUUAUUAAGAAGGGAUCAACACCAGAUGACUGUAUUUGGUUUCUUGAGAUGGACACUCAUUAUGUUAGGGAGCAGAAAAAAAAUCUGGGGAGAGAGGUUGUUGCCUGGAGUAAGGGUGUGAGUGGAAAUGCUGAGAAGCCAGUUGUCAUAAGCGGUCCAUCUGGAGUAGGUAAGGGAACAUUAAUAUCAAUGCUCAUGAAAGAAUUCCCCUCCAUGUUUGGAUUUUCUGUAAGCCACACAACUCGUGCUCCAAGGGCUAUGGAAAAGGAUGGAGUACACUAUCAUUUCAUUGAGAGAAGUGUUAUGGAGGAAGAGAUAAAAGAUGGGAAAUUUCUUGAGUUUGCUUCUGUUUUUGGAAACCUCUAUGGGACCAGUAUUGAAGCUGUUGAGGUGGUCGCAGAUUCAGGGAAGAGAUGCAUUCUUGACAUUGAUGUUCAAGGGGCAAGAUCUGUGAGAGCUAGCUCUCUGGAAGCAAUUUUUAUCUUUAUCUGUCCACCCUCAAUGGAAGAGCUCGAGAAGCGACUUCGUGCAAGGGGGACUGAGGCAGAAGAACAGGUUCUUAAGCGACUCCGAACUGCUAAGAUAGAGAUUGAAGAAGGACAAUCAUCAGGCAUCUUUGAUCAUAUUUUGCAUAAUGAUAAACUUGAGGAUUGUUAUGAGAAGCUCAAGAAACUUCUGGGACUUGAUGGAACUACAGUAGCUAUCCAGAAAUCAUCAUCGCAAGGGAUUAAUCUGCCUGCCGAACAUUCAGUAUCAAAAAUUGAUAAUAAAAUCAUCGUAACACCGGAACUAGAGAGAGCAUCAAAGAGCUUGAUUGUCUUGGAUGUAUCCUCACUCAAGGGAGGGGCACCUGGAAGGACAAGAGGACUUGACGUAUAUGCCAUUGACUCAUUUUCAGAUGGAUUGAAUGAAAUCAAUCACUUGAGCUAACGAUUGGAGCACAUAUUGAUUACUAACUUGGUUCGUCAAGUUAUUAAUUUUAUUCAAUAUUUUCUUAUAUAACAAAGAAAGGGAAUGAAAUGGUGACAAUGCUCCUCUAGAUGUGAAUUUGCCAAAUAAUCACAUUUCUUGGUUCUUGUCAUUUCCUUUUUUUAGAAACUCAUUCUUUGCUUUGUCUUACAAAGGAGAUGACUUGGAUUAGCCAUUUGAACAAUUGCUAUUUUCCUUAAUGGGCAAUGAGAGAUUCAUUUAUGAUUCAUGCGGCAAAUGGAAGUAUAUCAGGAUCAACCUAAUGUACUACCAAGAUUAUUUGUAUUGGUUACAAACUCGUUUAGUAUAAGAUUUAGCUUUUUAUUGGUCUGUUGAAAUGCUUCAAGACAACAUUUUCUGUGUUUUUAUGGCCAUCUUUUGUACUUCUAGUCAAUUUUUGCUUAUAAAAGAACUGAAAUUUUUAA
This is a messenger RNA of Jatropha curcas, 1986 nucleotides long. The record is from RefSeq and is a predicted model, not a curated record. Lineage: Eukaryota; Viridiplantae; Streptophyta; Magnoliopsida; Malpighiales; Euphorbiaceae.